UUCGUCAAAUAGCAAUCAUCAUUCAUCUAUUCAUCAUUAGUAAUUCUUCUGCUAGGACCUCUAAGAAAUAUGUCGAAAAACAAAUUAAACUUGACCCUUCCUCCUGGUGUGGCUGACAACCAACAGCCUGUAUCACCAUCUGCACCAUUAUCGGCAGCAUCAGACGCAGGAUGCGACAAGUUAAGUGUAGCAAGUUUACAAGAACAGUUGGACCGAGUUGGAAUGGAUGACGAACAACGAAAACGAAUGGAAUUAUUUUUAUGUCAAAAAGAAAAGAUAGGAGGUGAACUUAGUGAUGCAGACUUUGAGAAAAUGAAAGAUGGUGAACUAGGCGCUGGCAAUGGUGGAGUAGUCAUGAAAGUCAAACACAAGUCUAGUGGACUCAUUAUGGCCAGAAAACUCAUACACUUAGAAGUAAAGCCUGCAAUAAAAAAACAAAUUAUUCGGGAACUUAAAAUUUUGCACGAAUGUAACCACGCACAUAUAGUUGGUUUUUAUGGAGCUUUUUACAGUGAUGGUGAAAUUAGUAUUUGUAUGGAAUACAUGGACGGUGGUUCCCUUGAUCUCAUAUUGCAAAAAACUCGAAUUCCUGAGCCAAUGCUUGGAACUAUAACUGCUGCUGUUGUCAAAGGUCUGAUUUAUCUACGAGAACAACAUUCAAUUAUUCAUCGAGAUGUCAAACCCAGUAACAUUUUGGUAAAUAGUGCAGGAGAAAUUAAGAUAUGUGAUUUUGGUGUGUCUGGACAAUUGAUAGACUCCAUGGCUAACUCAUUUGUUGGUACUAGAUCAUAUAUGUCUCCUGAACGACUACAAGGUACACAAUAUACAUUACAAAGUGAUAUAUGGUCCUUGGGAUUAUCUUUGGUUGAAAUGGCCAUUGGAAUGUAUCCCAUACCUGCACCUGAUGCUAAAACUUUAGCAUCAAUAUUUGGACCUAGAUCUCAGACGACUGAAACAAUAGAAAACAUUGAAGGUGAUGUCUUCGCAAACGGAAAUGGACCAAGGCCAAUGGCUAUAUUCGAACUACUUGAUUACAUAGUUAAUGAACCACCUCCAACAUUACCAGCCGGUAUAUUCUCUGAUGCUUUCAAAGAUUUUGUAGACAGAUGCUUAAAAAAAAAUCCUAAUGAGAGAGGAGAUUUCAAAAUGCUUAUGGAUCACCAAUGGAUAAAGAAGGCAGAAAGUGAACCAGUUGACAUCGCUGGAUGGGUUUGUAAGAUAAAAGGUUUAACUCCAACUACUCCAACCAGAAUGGCUUCGAAUUCAGCCUCAUGAGUCUGCUCACUGCUCCUAAUACAAAGGCUCACUGCUGUGGACUCCUAUUUAGACAGAAAUGUCUAGAGGUGUGCCCCUCCCAAGCUUAAUAUAAUAUAAUUGCUUUUGCCAAGAAAUUGUUUUGAUUGUGUUUAUGUAGCCUUUGAUAGGGUGGUAAUUAUAAACUAUAUAAUUAUUAUUAGGAAAUUAAAUGUAAUUUUAUAAUAUAUUAGGGAUAAUUUAUAAUUAAUAAUCCCAAGGGUGUUUUUUUUAUAAACUUUUCUACGUGUAUUGUGUGAUAAAAGCAUUAAUUUCUAUUUACAUUGUUAAAUUGUAUUAGUUUGUUGUGUUUUUUAACUUUAUGGCCUACUUGCCUGCUUCUAUUCACAGGCUUAAGUUGGGUUAUGAUAGGCAUAAUAUACAUUUUUGUCUUGGAGUUAACACUUAUCAAGUUUAAAAUAUUAGUAGUACAUAUAAUUAUUGAGCAAAUAAAUAAUUAAAUUAUAUUUAAUCAAGUUA
This is a messenger RNA of Rhopalosiphum maidis (corn leaf aphid), 1773 nucleotides long. It is a transcript of the gene Dsor1, whose product is annotated as dual specificity mitogen-activated protein kinase kinase dSOR1. The record is from RefSeq and is a predicted model, not a curated record. Gene Ontology annotation, biological process: protein phosphorylation. The transcript is spliced from 8 exons. Bases 70 to 1275 code for a protein of 401 amino acids. NCBI's taxonomy places the organism in Eukaryota, Metazoa, Arthropoda, Insecta, Hemiptera, Aphididae. Gene Ontology annotation, molecular function: protein kinase activity; ATP binding.